This is a messenger RNA of Plasmopara halstedii, 3156 nucleotides long. Its product is annotated as gamma-tubulin complex component 2. Gene Ontology annotation, molecular function: gamma-tubulin binding; microtubule minus-end binding. NCBI's taxonomy places the organism in Eukaryota, Oomycota, Peronosporomycetes, Peronosporales, Peronosporaceae. Gene Ontology annotation, cellular component: gamma-tubulin small complex; equatorial microtubule organizing center; centrosome. The transcript is spliced from 2 exons. The record is from RefSeq and is a predicted model, not a curated record. Gene Ontology annotation, biological process: spindle assembly; mitotic cell cycle; cytoplasmic microtubule organization. The coding region runs from base 1 to 3156 and encodes 1051 amino acids.
AUGGAGCCUUUGCCGCCUCCGCCUCCGCCUCCUGGCGAAACCCGCAGUCAUGCGGCAUCUGGUUCUUUGCGCGCGGGUAGUCACGCUCCAAACUUCAAUGAAUUGCGUAUCGGUGGAUUUUCAUCUCGCUCCUCAUCGCUGCCUACUGAUUUCUCAGCUAUUAAGGACGGGGACCCGUUGUCACCUAAAACGCGUUUGGAAAUGGAAAAGCAACGGCAGGCGUUGAUCAAACCGACGGUGAAUUUAUCGGGUCUUAACACUAGUGCGGCCAACACAAGCAACACGACACCCACUAGCAACAAUAGCGCACGCAGCACGCCGCACUCUUCUUCCUUUUAUAGCGCGAGCAGUAGCUCUGAGCUAGUGCCCAGCAGUUCCCGGCGCUUUGACCAACAGAUGCAGCGCUUGACCUCAAGCAACCAAAUGUCGCCGCAUCGAGCCAUGUUAAGUCGAGUCGAUAGUCUGCUGGGCUCUCAAUCUGAAGGUCCUUCGCCUGUUGCAUCGUCUCAAUUCGAAGACGUUAAUGUGGCAGCCCAGUCCGUGUUUGUGGAGUCGAACAACAGCACGUUGCCAAAUUCGGUAACAUCACCCUGGAAUUUUUACAAAGACCGAGGCGAAGAACCAAAAGAACCCUCGAGCUGUGGAGCUGAAAUCCUAUACAACUCGCCCAUCAGACUUCGACUGAGCAGUCGCCAGUGCAUUAGGAUUUCGGCGGUCAAAAAUGAGAAGCAUCAGACUCAAAAAUUGUCGCACUUACCACCGAGACCGACGGGACAAGGCCAGGCAACAGGUGGAUUGGCUGGAAUUGCACGCACUGUAAGACCUUCGACAUCUACUGUUCAGAUCGACGUCAGCGGCGAUGGGUUGGAUGGAGACGACGAUCAAGUAUUUGUGCUGCAAAAUACUACCCUACGUUCAGACUGUGGAGAGGUUCACUUUUCAGAUGUCGUCUCAAUAUAUUGCACUAUUGGAAGCUGUAAAGGACAUUUUUUAUCGGUUGAUCCUACAACUCAAACAUUAUUGAUGAAGAAAGGGCCAGUAAUCUCCAACAACGAAAAAUGGAGACUUGUGAAUCCUAUUAAAGAAGGUCAUGAGGACCAUUUAGCGUCUAUGAAUGCCACUAGCAGGUUGUGGGGAAACCAAAAAUCGAUAUUCACAAGUGAUAGUGUGAUGAUUAAGAUGAAUACGGCGGAUCUCUACCUAUCCGUACAUUUCGACGGGUAUGAUGAAAACUCAUUGGACGCUAAAGCUCCGUCAGUUCUAUUGUGCAAAGAGAAUAAUGACAUGAAUAAUAUUACGCAAGUUUGGAAGAUCACAAAGUCAAAUUUGCCCUACGAUCCGGAUUGGAAUCGAGAUCGUCCGUAUCUUACCGGCGAGAUGUUUUUGCAGCAAGCCACGCGAUAUCCCGCAGCUGAUAAUAAUAGUGACUGUAAUGUGCCGCCAUUGUCUACGUAUCCUCCUUCAGUUCAAGAAACAAUCAUUCUGGAUGACUUGUUGUAUGUUCUCUUAGGAGUGGAAGGCCGUUACAUUCAAUUGGCUGUCACCGAGACUAGAGCUGUCAAGACUAAUCAGACAGUCAGAUCGUUUAAAUUUGGCCUUAGUCAACCUGGUAUGGAUCCAUCCCUCUUGACCUUAUCAUCACGAUGUCUACCUUUGGGCGAGUUCUACUUGAAAUCUAUUGUCUACAUUGAGGAGUUCUCUCGAUAUGAAUAUGGCCAAGUGAGCCAUGCUUUUUGUGCAGCAUUGAAAAUGCUGAUAAAGGAAUAUAAAAUUAUGAUUGGACAGCUGGAACACCAGUCGAGAAAUGCAGAUGAUCAUCUCACUAUUCAGAAGCUGUGGUACAACGUGCAACCAAGUUUAAGAACAAUGGAGAUGCUAAGCUUACUCGUGGACAAUUGCCGCACAACGAUCGGUGGUGGAUCAUUGCUUUCUGAGAUUCAGCGCAUUAUGUCUUCUUUGGCAGGUGACUCUAAUGCACGCAAGGUGUUUUCGUUUCUGUUGGAGCGCGCCAGUGUGCCAUAUCUUAAAAUGGUGGAACGAUGGAUAUACCACGGUGAUCUUGUUGAUCCGUACGACGAGUUUAUGAUUCGACGAGAUGACCAAGUGAGCAAAGAAGACGUACAAGAUAAUCCGUACUCAACCUACUGGCAGAGUCGCUACACCAUUCGAACAUCUCAAGUACCGCUUUUUCUUUCUCGAGUCGCACAGAAAAUCUUGACAGCGGGAAAGUAUUUAAACGUUUUUCGCACAUGCAGUCGUCAGAUGGAUUGCCCAUUUGCAAGCGAGAUUGUCUUCGCGUCCAGUGAGUCGGUAUACGAGGAACUUAUUGACAAAGCGCAUGGUUUUGCGAGUCGGGUACUACUAGAUCUCUUUCUGCGCGAAAACGAUUUGCAAAAUCGUCUGAUCUCACUAAAACACUACUUUCUGAUGGAUCAAGGAGACUUCUUUGUGGACUUCAUGAAUGUCGCCGAAGUCGAACUUAAGCUUCGUGCUGACACACUGUCGUUGCCUCGCUUGGAAUCAUUGCUUCACCUGUCGCUUCAAACCUCCACUUGCUCGUCUGAUCCGUACAAAGACGACCUACAGUGUUUCUUAGCACCCCAUAACCUCAUCUCUCAUAUGGAAGCAAUCCAUCAACGCGCUCAGAAAGGACCCCGAGAUUCAUUGACAACUUUUGAAUCAACGUCCAUUGGUCACCCUGGAUAUAAGGUUAUCGACGCGUUUACACUCGACUACAAUGUAAAAUGGCCUCUAUCACUUGUGAUAUCGUGUGGUGCCUUGACCAAGUACCAAAUGAUCUUUCGACACAUUUUUUUCUGCAAGCACGUGGAACGCCAAUUGUGUGAUGCAUGGUUAAAUCACCAGGCAACAAAAGAAUUGUCUUUGCGUGCAGCGCUUGGUCCGUCGUUUUGCCUUCGACAGCGUAUGUUGCAUUUCCAGCAGAAUUUUGUAUAUUACAUGAUGUUUGAGGUCAUUUCGCCGCGAUGGCAUGAUUUUCAGCAAAAAUUAGUUAGUGCAGCGACCGUGGACGAUAUAUUGGAAUUUCAGGGCGAGUUUCUUGAUAUUUGCCUGAAAGAGUGCUUGUUGACGGACCCGGACCUCUUGCGAGUCCUCACAAAGCUUAUGAUGCUAUACACGGCCCUAUUUCCUGGAUGA